AUGCUGGAAAAUACAGGGAGAGCACGCUCCAGCCCCAUUCUGGCAUGGCCACACCGAGCCAGCGAGGAAGUGUCCCCUGGUGUGGGCUGGCGGGACUUAGGAGAAAGCUUCCUCAGGGAAGCCUUCCUGGAGGAGGCGGCACUGGCCAUUGAACUUCAGCGCACCUGCAGACGGCAGAUGACCGACUGCUUUGUGAGAGGCACAGGCGCCCAAAGGCCCGGCCCUGUCAACGCUGAUGAGGCUGCCCGCGCGGCGCCCUUCCACCUCGACCUCUGGUUCUACUUCACGCUGCAGAACUGGCUUCUGGACUUUGGCCGCCCCAUUGCCAUGCUGGUGUUCCCUCUCGAAUGGUUUCCGCUCAACAAGCCCAGCGUGGGGGACUACUUCCACAUGGCCUACAACGUCAUCACGCCCUUUCUCCUGCUCAAGCUCAUCGAGCGGUCCCCCCGCACCCUGCCACGCUCCAUCACCUACGUCAGCAUCAUCACCUUCAUCAUGGGUGCCAGCAUCCACCUGGUGGGUGACUCCGUCAACCACCGCCUGCUCUUCAGUGGCUACCAGCACCACCUGUCUGUGCGCGAGAACCCCAUCAUCAAGAAUCUCAAGCCCGAGACACUGAUCGACUCCUUUGAGCUGCUUUACUACUACGACGAGUACCUGGGCCACUCCAUGUGGUACAUCCCUUUCUUCCUCAUUCUCUUCAUGUACUUCAGCGGCUGUUUCACUGCCUCUAAAGCCGAGAGUGUGAUGCCAGGGCCUGCCCUGCUGCUGGUGGUGCCCAGUGGCCUGUACUACUGGUACCUGGUCACCGAGGGCCAGAUCUUCAUCCUGUUCAUCUUCACCUUCUUCGCCAUGCUGGCCCUCGUCCUGCACCAGAAGCGCAAGCGCCUCUUCCUCGACAGCAACGGCCUCUUCCUCUUCUCCUCCUUCGCCCUCACCCUCUUGCUGGUGGCACUCUGGGUGGCCUGGCUGUGGAAUGACCCUGUACUCAGAAAGAAGUACCCAGGUGUCAUCUAUGUCCCUGAGCCCUGGGCUUUCUACACCCUCCAUGUCAGCAGUCAUCACUGAGACCCUGGCACUCCGCUGGGUGGGAAAUGGGCCACAGAGGGCAUCUGAGCACGGGUGUGUGCGGGUGUGGACGUGGGUGGGCAUGGGUGUGCAGCCAGUGCUGAGAACACGGGCGGAGUGUGCCUCGUACACAGAGAUAGGGGUGUGUGUGCACACGCAGCUGUUGCGUAUGCGUGUUCAGAGUGCAUCAUUGUAAGACUUGACUAUUUUCGUCAAGUUUCUGUUUGAUUUGGAUCUUUUUAGGAUCGGAUUUAGUUUUAGGGAGAAUGUUGAGGCCAGGGUCUGGGCCCCUGCCCUCCUCUGCACCCGACGUUGCUGGGGGGCCCUGCUCUUCCUGGGGUGUCUUCAGGUAGCUGUGCAGGAGAGGCCUGAGUAGGGCAGAAGCCAGGAGGGGACUUGUCGUUUCACCCACUCCCUGCCUGGCUCAUCGCUCAGGCCCGCCCUGACCCUGGCCGUUAGGUUACAUGGAUCACGUCAACUUCCUGUGCAUUGUUGCGCAAAGCACUAACCCGCUCUGGGCCUCAUUUGCACUAGAUGGGCCCGUGGUCCCAAAGCGGGUCAGUGGGCUGGGGAUGGACGAGGGGCUCUGUCCUGUCACUGUCUCUCCCAGCCUGGGAGGGUAUAUGCACCCCAGACCCUCGCCCACCCUGGCCCCGGGGAGCCAGAGGCCCAGCUCACUGCCUUGACUGCACCAGCCUGAGCUGGGGGUCCGGCAGUGCUAGCUCUCCUGCCCUCUGCCCCUCCCUCUACCUGCUCCCACUCAGCAGAAUUGUGGCACCCUGGCUGCAGGUUUCUGCCUGCCCCUGAAGGCAGAGUUCUCAAAUGCUGGCACUGCUCCCUGAGCCCCAUUGUAGGGGUCACGGGACACCUGGAGGCUCUCUCCAGUCAGCCUGUCUCAGCCUGAAUCCCACCCUGCUGCCAGUGGCCCUGCUCCCAGCACAGGGAGUCCUCCUCAGCACGGUGGGCCUCCCUGCCCCACCUCCCAGCCUGCCCGCCGCCUUCCAGGCAUUGGGUCCAGGUCCCCUUGUAGCAAAUGGCGCCAUACCCUCAUUUUUAGCCAGCGCUGGCCCAUGUGCACUUGUGGGUCUCAGGGGGAGGGGGGAGCAGCCUUGCCGUACCCAGGCCCAGCCUCCCUUCCUGUGCUCUCAGGGAGCCCCUGUACCUCACAGGCUCCUUUCAUGUUGGGGUCCCCCAGCCCUUGGGUCAGUCCCUGUCUGCUGGCAGCAUCGGAGGGGAAGUGUGAAUAAAAGCUGGUG
This is a messenger RNA of Propithecus coquereli (Coquerel's sifaka), 2324 nucleotides long. RefSeq names its product ceroid-lipofuscinosis, neuronal 6, late infantile, variant (gene CLN6). Lineage: Eukaryota; Metazoa; Chordata; Mammalia; Primates; Indriidae. The record is from RefSeq and is a predicted model, not a curated record. Bases 1 to 1068 code for a protein of 355 amino acids. The transcript is spliced from 8 exons.